This is a messenger RNA of Coprinopsis cinerea okayama7#130, 1362 nucleotides long. RefSeq lists its product as hypothetical. Lineage: Eukaryota; Fungi; Basidiomycota; Agaricomycetes; Agaricales; Psathyrellaceae. The coding region runs from base 1 to 1362 and encodes 453 amino acids. The record is from RefSeq and is a predicted model, not a curated record. The transcript has a single exon. Gene Ontology annotation, molecular function: protein binding.
AUGUUCCGCCGGAAAGGUAAAGGGAGCGCACAAGCGUUGGAUAUUCCUCCGGAGAUUAUCUCCCAGAUCCUGCAAAAGGUUUCUGAGAGUCAUUCUCGCAAGGACUUGGAGAACUGCUCGCUAGUAUCGCACACCUGGUACCAGCAAGCGAGGCGUUUUCUCUUCUCUCAUCUCGCGAUAAGCUCGAUGCAAUACCAAAGGCCGAAGGGGGAUAAAAGUAUCGCAUCCUUGUGGAGCCACCGACGUCCACAGGAACCGAAGCCUGGCCCGGAGCACCACCUCGAACGACGACUUACAGGUUUACUGAAGAUGGUCGAAAGCGAUCCGGAUAUUCCUCGCUUCGUUCGACACGUCUCCAUUGUCUUUCCUACUCUACAGCCUGUCAAUGCUAGCGCCCAUUAUUUUCUGGAGCUUAUCCAGAAACUCGAUGGGGUCGCCACGCUUGAUGUCAGGUUGAACACACGGCGCAACGACUCUAUCGGAUUCUGGGAUCCCACACCUUUACAGCAGAAGGCUGAAGAAGCCAUCCGGCACCUGUGUUCUCUUCCGACUUUGGAGAGGCUGUCCAUCACAGGGGGAAAGCUCCCAUUCAGCAUCUUUCUCCACAGUCCAGCACUUCGCUCACUCACGCUGUCAGACAUCCAAGCCAACUCUCAAGUCGUUGACCCGAUUUCUAACCUAACUAUGGAUCCUUCCAUGACCACGUACGCUCCAUUGAAGGCUCUCACAUUGAAUGUCGACGAUCACUCCAUCGAUUCGUCCGGCGUCGCCCAUUUAGUCCCUCUCUUCACUCGACACCACACCCGGUUUUUCCGGAUGCUUACGCACCUGGUAGUCCCAAUCCCCAUGUCACCUCCCGACCUGAAAUCGCUGCUGGAUGUCGUCGCAGCUUCCCUCACCCAUCUCGUUGUAACCAUAGGCGCGCACGGGGGCCGAGAUCUUCGGUUUGGUCACCUAGAGAACCUCCGCUCGCUCUCGGUCACCUACCAGGGCAGCACAACCAGCGCCUUCCCCUCUUUCUAUCCCUACAUAUCAAGGACGCUUUCGAACCUCCCAUUCCAUACCUUGGAAACUAUCCGACUCGAGCUGUCCAUGUCGUGCAGGAACAUGGACAGUUGGCACAUAUCGUCCAACGACGUUCAAUAUCCGAACGCCAUCGAUUCACUGUUAGCGCCUUAUGCGCUGGGACGACAGGGGCGGCUGCGGGAUGUAGAGAUUUGGGUGCAUCAGGCGAGAUGCAAACGGCAGUGCGGGAACGCGAAGCGGGCUCCUCACGAAGCUCUCAUACCGCAGCUUUACGACCUAUCCCUCACGGACACACGGAUCCGAGCUGAAUGCAAACGGAUAGUACGCCAGAUUUAG